AUGGCCGACUCCAAUACCACGGGCCGCAGGCCGACUUAUCCUGCUGGAACGAUUGCCAAAGUGUCGACCGACAUUUUGAACGAGACCUUCCACAACAUCAUCCAUGACUUGGUCGCCAAGGUCCACCGAGAGGAAAAGGUGGCGCGGAUGCGCUCCGCAGUUGUUGUCGCCCGACAGAAAGCUGAGGAAGAGGCGACCGUUCCGGACGAAACACCCAGCAAGACUGUUGCAGAUGGAAAGCCAAAGGAAGUUGUGAUCGACGCGGCCAAGCUGGCAAGCACACACCUCGAGACCGACGCCGCUACCUUUGAUCGCGGGAAAGUACAUCUGAAGGGCAACCCAAUGCAGACCAUCAAGGAAAUCAUCUGCCCGGACUGUCGUCUCCCGCGCCUUUCAUACCCUCCAGUCGGUGCAGGCUGCCGACCUCCACCAGACCCGAACGGUGCUUACUGCGCGAGCGGACCAUUGAUCACACUACCGGGCCACGACGUCCACGGGAAAAUGUUUGCGGUGAUGCCGAACCCGAAGAAGAAGAAGUCCGACAAGGACAGCACCAUCCCCGAAGUCCCGACCAGCAAGUGCCCCAUCUGCCCGCGCUACUUCGUCAUGAACCGAGUAGCUCAGCACUUAGACCGCUGCAUGAAUAUCUCCGGCCGCGGCAGCAGCACCCGCAACAAGACGCCCACUGAAAGCGGCGCCAGCGGUGCAAGCAGCCCGACCUCGUCGGCACCGAAACGCCCACACGAUGAAGACGACGGCAGCCCCAGCCCCACCAAAAAGAAGAAGCCGAACGCGCCCAAGAAGGGCGCCACCACAAAGCCCGGACCGAGCAAGCUCAAGAACUCAUUCACGGUAGAGGACGAGGACGACGUCAAGAGUGAGAACGCGGAUUGA
Messenger RNA from Penicillium canariense, 894 nucleotides. RefSeq lists its product as uncharacterized. The transcript is spliced from 2 exons. The record is from RefSeq and is a predicted model, not a curated record. The coding region runs from base 1 to 894 and encodes 297 amino acids. NCBI's taxonomy places the organism in Eukaryota, Fungi, Ascomycota, Eurotiomycetes, Eurotiales, Aspergillaceae.